AUGGAAUCAGUAGAAACCACCACUCCCUCUAAUUCAGAGAUAAAAUCUGUUGAAACUAUUGUAGAGGAACAAAAAGUAAAUGAAACCAAUACAACAUUAAACGCAGAAGUUGUUGAAACACCAACAAAAACUGAAGAAAAAUCAAAAACCGAAAUAACCAAUGAAAAUAAAGAAAGAAGUAGAGGAUUAGAAGCUAAAAUUAAACCAGAAUUUGUUUUACCUUUUAAAAAAAUUGAAAAAGUUGAAGUUGAUAAAGCUGCUAAAAAAAAAGAAUUUAGAAAUCAAUUAAGAGAAUCAAUGAAUGAUAAAUUAUGUCCAAAGAUUAGUAAAGGAUUAGUAUGUGAAUUUAAUGAAACAUGUAAAUUUAGUCAUGAUGUUGAAAAAUAUUUAGCAAGUAAACCAAAAUCAAUUGGAAUUUGUCAAAACUUUCAAACCUAUGGAGAAUGUAAAUAUGGAUUAAAUUGUUACUUUGGAGAAUGUCAUAUCGUUGAUAAUAAAACCAUUGUAAACAAAGAAUUAAUUGGUAAAGUUGAACCAGUAAAAACUUUAAAUGAAGUUUCAAAUGAAAUUCAAAUUCAAUUAAAAACUAAUAAUUAUCCAUUCCCAAAGAGUGAAAUUUAUUUUAAUGAAAAUGGUAUUUCUGUUAGACAAAUUAAAGGUAGAAAUAAUAAUAAUAAUAAAAAUAAUAAUAAACAAAAUGAUAAUAAAAGAAAAGAAAAUGAAAAAGAUGAUGAUGAUGAUAAAUUAAAUAAAAAAAUUAAGUUAGAAAAUGAAAAUACUACAACAACAACUACUACUACUACUACUACAACAACUGAAACAACAGAAAAAACAGAAAAAACAGAAAAAACAGAAAAAACAGAAACAACAGAAACAAAAAAAGAAGAAUUUAAACAAAGCAAUGAAAAUACAGAAAUUGAUAUAAUGACACCAUUAAAAGCAAAUGAGAAGAAAAGAAUUAAUUUUGAAAAUCAAUUAAUUUUAGCACCAUUAACAACAGUUGGUAAUUUACCAUUUAGAAGAAUUUGUAAGAGAUUAGGUGCAGAUAUUACAAUUGGUGAGAUGGCAUUAACAACCAAAUUAUUGGAAGGUACAAAAUCAGAAUUAGCAUUAUUAAAGAGACAUCCAUGUGAAGAUAAAUUUGGUGUUCAAAUUUGUGGAUCCUAUGUUGACGCAGCUGUUAAAUGUGCAGAGUUUAUUGAGAAUGAAAUCGAUGCUGAUUUCGUUGAUAUUAAUUCAGGUUGUCCAAUUGAUUUAGUUUGUAAUAUGGGUGCAGGUGCAGCAUUAAUGGAGAGACCUAAAAAGGUUGAACAAUUGCUUAGAGGUAUUUCAAGUAGUUUGUCAUGUCCAACCACAAUUAAAAUAAGAAUUGGUAAAUCAGAGGAUGCCCCAACCGCUCAUAAAUUAAUUCCAUCACUUGGUGAAUGGGGUGCUUGUGCAGUCACUUUACAUGGUCGUAGUAGAGCACAAAGAUAUAGUCGUCUUGCAAAUUGGGAUUAUGUUAAACAAUGUUCAGAGGUUUCUUCAAUUCCUUUGAUUGGUAAUGGCGACAUUUACAACUAUCAAGAUGUUGUAAACAUUUACGAUAGUUCAAAGGUCUCCUCAAUCAUGAUUGCCAGAGGUGCACUCAUUAAACCUUGGAUUUUCACAGAAAUUAAAGAAAAGAGAGAAUGGGAUAUCUCUGCCUCUGAAAGAUUGGAUUUCAUUCGUGACUUUGCAAAUUAUGGUUUAGAUCAUUGGGGUUCCGAUAGAAUCGGUGUUGAUAAUACUAGAAAAUUCCUUUUAAAUUGGUUAUCUUUCUCUCAUCGUUAUAUUCCAGUUGGUUUAUUAGAUAAAGUUCACUAUAUGAAUGAAAGACCUCCAGCUUAUUUCGGUCGUUCAGAUUUAGAAACUUUAUUAGCUUCCACUCAAGUUAAAGAUUGGAUUAAAAUUACUGAAAUGUUUUUAGGUCCUGUAACUUCUGAUUAUAGUUUUGUACCAAAGCAUAAUUCAAAUUCUUAUGAAUCUCAAGGUUAA
Messenger RNA from Dictyostelium discoideum AX4, 2016 nucleotides. RefSeq names its product CCCH-type zinc finger-containing protein (gene dus3l). Gene Ontology annotation, molecular function: flavin adenine dinucleotide binding; mRNA dihydrouridine synthase activity; tRNA-dihydrouridine47 synthase activity. Gene Ontology annotation, biological process: tRNA processing; tRNA dihydrouridine synthesis. The record is from RefSeq and is a predicted model, not a curated record. Bases 1 to 2016 code for a protein of 671 amino acids. The transcript is spliced from 2 exons. NCBI's taxonomy places the organism in Eukaryota, Evosea, Eumycetozoa, Dictyosteliales, Dictyosteliaceae.